Molecule: messenger RNA, 3475 nt
Organism: Oncorhynchus gorbuscha (pink salmon)
Lineage: Eukaryota; Metazoa; Chordata; Actinopteri; Salmoniformes; Salmonidae
Gene: jhy
Product: junctional cadherin complex regulator
Exons: 7
Coding region: 1-2628 (875 amino acids)
Biological process (GO): axoneme assembly
Source: RefSeq, a predicted model, not a curated record
AUGGAAGGUAAAAAGGGACCUGAGCACGGAAAGACCUAUGUCAGAAUAAAGGAUGAACACAGGAAACCCUGUCCACUAAAACCAGAGGUUGGUUUAAGCCUGUGGGACGCCGCUGAAUCGGACACAGAGAGCUUGGUCCAGGAGAGGGACUAUCAGCUUGAGCUUCAGAGGCGAAUUGGUGUUGAGUCUGGUGACCAGAAAAUGACACAACCCCAAGAGGAAGACACAGAUGGCUCAUGUCUAGAUGAGGGGGAACUUCAUGUCUAUGAUAGUCUCGAGGUAUCAGCACCCAGGCAGAACAAAAAGAACAUCCAGCAGCAGAGCAGAGACAAAGAGGUGUCCAGACAGAUGCACUACGAUGACACCUACGCAGAAUUGCGCUACGAUCCCAACUGGAGGACUAAUCUUGAGGGAGCUCGACAGUUUGACAAGAUGACCCCACCACUUCCCCUCGAGGAAGAAUUCUACAACUCGGAUGAACAAUCUGAGGAGCGCCAUAGAGAGAGAGGACAGGAGCUUUCAGGGAGUGGAGGAUACAGAUACAUAUUUUCCUGCAGUCCAGCUCUUGCAGAGAGUAUGACUCCAGAAAUCACAAGUAACGAACUUCAAUCUAAACACCCCCUAACGUCUUACCACCUCCCCCCACUGCAGAAUCAAGUUAUCAGAGAGGUUUCACCUGCAUUUUCCUACCACCUUCAUCAGAACCAAGUUAUAGGGGAUAGCUUGCCAGAGUCCACCCACCCAAGUCCUGGUGUGCCAUCUGAAAAAGCCAUGGAAAGAAACCUACACCAGAGAGUCAAGGCCAACCGAGGUGUGAGGAAUCCAACCAAUGCCACUGGUGGUGAAAUCCAAGCUAGCUUUCCUGACCUGGAAGACCGUUACAGGGAGACACAUGACAGAAAUGAUAGAGCUUUUCAGAUUUACUACAAUCAAGAGCAGUACGGACAGGGUAGUGGGACAGUGGCCGAGAAACAGUUACAGAAUCCGAUGUCCUCUAAAUCAAAGGGUUCGCGGCACUUGUCCAGCAGAAAGCCAGACAUACCAAGGGAGGACAUUAUUGAACGCAACAGAGUGACACUUGGGAUCAACGCAGCCAAACAGGGCUCGUACCUGAGGGCACAUGCACAACAGAAGGAGGUGAAAUCAGACAGCCAAAAUCAGUUUUGCGAUACUACAGAGGAGAUUACCAUUGGUGGGAACCAGGAGGAGGAAAGCCAAGGGGACAAUUCAGACCCGGAGCUGAGGUGGCUCCAGAAAACCCAGCAACUCAAGGUAACUCAGAUCUCCAAAGAAAAGCAAGCUCAGCAGAGAAUGAAUCCCAAACCCCCCAGUGAGAAGAGAGCCCUGGCUCAGGGGGUCAAAGCCAGGCCAAGAGACUGCUACCUGAGCCCCCCCACCGACACCACCAGACCUGCAGCCAGGACCCAGGCUCACUCCCACCACCAACCCCAGCACUCACCCCACCUCCAGGCACUCAGUGUCACAGAUUCCCAGUCUAGCAUACUGGACACCCAGCCACACCAGCCCCAAUGCAUCCCCUUAACACAGUCCCCCACCGUCCACCUCAACAUCAACACCUUGUCCAAGUUCCUCGCUUUUAUGCCCUGCCAUCACCAGGACACCGUUCUCACCAUACCCAAGCCCUGUAGUGGCCCCAGCCCCCAGAGAAAGCCACAGUCUAUAGACGGAUACAGCCCUAACGCCAAUGUACCGCUUAGGAACACCAUCCUGGUAAACCCUUACUCCCACCCAGGCCCUCACCCCUGUCCCCAUGACCACGGUUCAUUACAGCUGGCUUUGGUUCCACAGGCUGAUGUGUCUCCACUGUGUCCAGGUCGGGGCUCUCGCAGCAGUCAGGGCUUCCCAGGGAUGCCCCCUCUCUGCCAGGGCAGCAGAGAACCACCGCAUCUCUGGCACCAGGAGAACGCCCCAUUGCAGCGUGAAAACCACAUUGUCCUGCAGUAUGAUGAUGAGGAUAGUCACAGGUCUACUUACACCGCCGAGACAAAAUACUCCUGCUCCUACACAGUGCUGCCCCCUAUAGGUAAAAGAACGAUGGGAGACACUGAGCUAGUCCAUGACAGAGCUGCACAGAGAUUCACCUCCAUGCAGAGAAGCAGCUCUGAGGCCUACCUGGCACAGAUGAGGAGAGAGAAACAACUGAAAGAGAGAGUAAUUUACAAGGCCUACACCCUGAAGGACUAUAAGCAGCUGAAGCAGGACGUUUAUCUUGGAGGCCUUGGGCCUGAUUACACCACCACAGAAAUUACAGCCGAGAAAAUGAGACGACAGAAGCUGUAUUCAAAUGUGAUCCGCGAGCAGAACAAGAAGAUAAGUAGGAUUCCCUUUCUGCCAGCCGCCAGGAACGCAGUGGGCAGCAACAACAAGGACAACAUGGUUCCUAGGAGGAAGGCCCUGGAGUACGCCAGGAGCAUCCUGAGGCCCAAGGUAUUGCCCCAGGCCCAGCAGCCAAAGACCAGAGAGCCAGAGAGAGCCCAGGGGACCCUUAGGGGCAACACUCGCCUCCGGGAGGGCCUCGACCUAUCCCAGCUGGCCAUAGUGGAGGCCCUGAGGAAACGGCACGAGCAGGAGAAACAGACUGUGGCCAAUGUGGUGCAUGCCAUCUGACACAGCACCGGCCCAUUCACUUUACAGCACACUGGAGUCACCCAACUGGAGUCAUCCUUAAAUCUGACAUUCGACUUUUGAAGAAACUCAGUAUAUGGACUAUAUAGACAAUAUGGAGGAAUAAGCAGGGGAUUAGUAGAGCAAUCAUUCAUUAAUGCUUGUGUCUAUAACUGCAGUUUGAGGUGUAGCCUGUCUGUUUGUGGUUGCUGACAUAAGCAUUUACUGUAUGAAAGUUUUUUUACAACUAGUGAUGCUGUUCAACAUAGCUUACGUGUUCCUUCAUAUGAUUUGAUGCACUUAACACCAUAGGUAAACAUGGUACUUAUUCAGUACCAUACCGUAAUUUACACUAUAGGCAAACAUAGUACUGUAAUCCCAAACCAAGUGGAUUUUUUUUUAGCUUGCAGUUGAUAAUAAUAUUGAUAUAUUGAUGUUUGAAUAAUAUGCAAAUGGUUUGUACACAUUUCAGAUAAAUCAUGUUCUGGCUAUUGAUGAAUCCUCAAGUACUUGAAUAUCUCUCUGCUAAUAUUCUUAACCUUACAAUUGCUCAUGAGUCAUGACCUGAGUGAACAGGACCUGAAAAUGUCUAAUACAGUACAGCUGCUCAAGUCAAUUCAGACAUAACACAUAUGGUUUGUUGUAGUAGUACAAUAUUACACAUAUUAGUACAAUACCACACAUAAUAGUGCAAUAUUACAAUCUGAGAGAACAUGUACACCUAAAGCUGUCAGGAUUUGGCCAGGGUUGUUCCGGUUUUUGGUCACUAGAUGCCCCCAUUGUGCCUUUUGACCUUUUGUUUUCUCUUGAUCCCCAUUAUUAUUUGCACCUGUGCCUCGUUUCCCCUGAU